This is a messenger RNA of Centropristis striata (black sea bass), 1633 nucleotides long. It is a transcript of the gene lhpp, whose product is annotated as phospholysine phosphohistidine inorganic pyrophosphate phosphatase. Lineage: Eukaryota; Metazoa; Chordata; Actinopteri; Perciformes; Serranidae. Bases 1 to 816 code for a protein of 271 amino acids. The transcript has 7 exons. Gene Ontology annotation, molecular function: inorganic diphosphate phosphatase activity; phosphatase activity. Gene Ontology annotation, biological process: dephosphorylation. Gene Ontology annotation, cellular component: cytosol. The record is from RefSeq and is a predicted model, not a curated record.
AUGGCUGACACGGGCUGGCCAGGCUGUGCGAAGAGUUUGAAAGGUGUCAUAUUGGACAUGUGUGGCGUUUUAUAUGACAGCGGAGAGGGCGACGGGGUUGCAAUCCCUGGAUCGAUUGAAGCUGUGAAAAAGCUCAAGGCGUCUAACCUGCAGCUGCGCUUCUGCACCAAUGAGACCCAGGCCACCAGAGAGAAGUUUGUAGCCAAGCUGCAAAGGCUGGGCUUCGAUAUCUCUGUAUGUGAGGUCUUCUCUCCUGCUCCUGCAGCCGUAGCUGUCCUCAAGGAGAGGGGUCUACGGCCUCACCUGCUGGUGUAUGAUGGACUUCUACCAGAGUUUGACAGUGUUGACAAGACCGGCCCAAACUGUGUGGUGAUUGGAGAUGCAGCUGAAAACUUCUCCUACCAGAACCUGAACGAGGCGUUCAGGGUCCUUAUCGGCCUGGAGAAGCCAGUGCUGCUCUCUCUGGGCCAAGGGAGGUACUAUAAAGAGACUGAUGGUCUGAAACUAGAUGUCGGGGUGUUCAUGAAGGCUCUGGAGUAUGCCAGUGAUCUAAAGGCUGAAGUUGUUGGAAAGCCAUCCCCAACAUUCUUCCAGAGCGUUCUCAAUGAUAUGGGGCUUCAACCACAUGAGGCACUAAUGAUUGGGGACGAUCUGGUGAAUGAUGUAGGUGGGGCCCAAAACUGUGGAAUGAAAGGUGUACAAGUCAGGACAGGCAAAUACAGGCCCAGCGACGAGAGGCUCUCAACGGUGACGGCUGACGGCACUGUGGACAACCUGGCUCAGGCUGUGGACAUGAUCCUCACUCAGAGGCACUGAGCACAAGGCAUGACACUGGAAACUCUCCCUAUACUGUGACCCUGGGUGAUACAGGCUAGUGCUCUCUAGUAUUUUAACCCUCCUGUUAUGUUGCGGGUCAAAUUGACCCAUUUCAAAGUCUAAAAAAGUAAAAAUCUAAAACAAAUAGUUAAAAGUAUUUUUUCGGGACGAAACUUCUUCUACUUGGCUUAAUAAGUGUAAUCAACUUAUACAAUGAAAAUGGUUCAUUUCACAUAGUUGCAUGUUUAUAUUAAAUACACUCGUGGAAAAAUGAUUAGACCAUUGCUUUCUUCAAUUUCUUGUUCAUUUUAAUGCCUGGUACAACUAAAGGUACAUUUGUUUGGACAGAUAUAAUGAUAACAACAAAAAUAGCUCAUAAGAGUUUUAUUUAAGAGCUGAUAUCUAGCCAUUUUCCAUGGUUUUCUUGAUUAUUAUCAUAAAAAAAGUUUUAACGUGCAUUUAAUAAUGAAAUAUGAGUGAAUUAUCAUAUAUAUAUAUAUAUAUAUAUAUAUAUAUAUAUAUAUAUAUAUAAAACAAUGUUUAUUGAUAUUUUUGGGUUUGUGACACCUUUGGAUAAUUAAACAUGCCCCGGGUAAAAUUGACCCACAAACAUUAUUGCUGUUCCUGAGAAACAAACAUAAUAGGAGGGUUGAUUUAACUCUGUGUGAAGUAAAAGCACUACAAAACCUAAAUACCAUCCAAGUACUCUAUAUCCUGCAACUGUCAUUGAACUAUGGGAAACACCCACACAUCUGAUGCUCCACAGUGUGACACAAACUGGAAUAUUUGCAGAACUAUAACUCAAAUCUGCAAAAGA